Propithecus coquereli (Coquerel's sifaka) is the source of this 1092-nucleotide messenger RNA. It is a transcript of the gene SCD5, whose product is annotated as stearoyl-CoA desaturase 5. Gene Ontology annotation, molecular function: oxidoreductase activity, acting on paired donors, with oxidation of a pair of donors resulting in the reduction of molecular oxygen to two molecules of water. Bases 1 to 918 code for a protein of 305 amino acids. The record is from RefSeq and is a predicted model, not a curated record. Gene Ontology annotation, biological process: lipid metabolic process. The transcript has 5 exons. NCBI's taxonomy places the organism in Eukaryota, Metazoa, Chordata, Mammalia, Primates, Indriidae.
AUGCCGGGCCCCGCGGAGGAGGCGCGCGCCGGGCUCGCGGGCUCGCAGGGGCAGCGCAUCGUCUGGAGGAACGUGGUGCUGAUGAGCCUGCUGCACCUGGGCGCCGUGUACUCGCUGGCGCUCAUCCCCGACGCCCAGCCGCUCACGCUGCUCUGGGCCUACAUCUGCUUCCUGCUGACCGUGCUGAGCGUGACGGCCGGAGCCCAUCGCUUGUGGAGCCACAGGUCCUACAAGGCCAAGCUGCCCCUGAGGAUAUUUCUGGCUGUCACCAACUCCAUGGCUUUCCAGAAUGACAUCUUCGAGUGGUCCAGGGACCACCGAGUCCACCACAAGUACUCAGAGACGGACGCCGACCCCCACAACGCCGGCCGGGGCUUCUUCUUCUCCCACGUCGGGUGGCUGUUCGUCCGCAAGCACCGAGACGUCAUCGAGAAGGGGAGAAAGCUCGACGUCACCGACCUGCUUGCUGACCCUGUGGUCCGGUUCCAGAGGAAGUACUACAAGGUGUCUGUGGUGCUCAUGUGCUUCGUGGUGCCCACGCUGGUGCCCUGGUACACCUGGGGGGAGAGCCUGUGGAACUCCUACUUCCUGGCGUCCAUCCUUCGCUACGCCGUCUCCCUCAACGUCACCUGGCUGGUCAACAGCGCCGCCCACAUGUACGGAAACCGGCCCUACGACAGGAACAUCAGCCCCCGGCAGAACCCGCUCGUCACUCUGGGCGCCAUCGGUGAAGGCUUCCACAAUUACCAUCACACCUUCCCCUUUGACUACUCUGCGAGUGAAUUUGGCUUAAAUUUCAACCCCACCACCUGGUUCAUUGACUUCAUGUGCUGGCUGGGACUAGCCACCGACCGCAAACAGGUGACCAAGCCGAUGAUCGAAGCCCGGAAAGCCAGGACUGGGGAUGGCAGCGCCUAAACCUGGAACAGCCAUCCAACACGUCCGCUGCGGGCACUGCGGUUCGUGGCUUUUGUUACUAUGGUUCUCUCGUUCAUUCGAUCGUGGGAGGGGUCAAUAGGUGGGGAGAGAAUGGAUCUAUGUGGUUUGGGAAUUUUUUGUUUGUCUCAAAAUGUUUAAAUACAACUAUCAAUG